Molecule: messenger RNA, 2938 nt
Organism: Salvelinus fontinalis (brook trout)
Lineage: Eukaryota; Metazoa; Chordata; Actinopteri; Salmoniformes; Salmonidae
Product: testicular haploid expressed gene protein-like
Exons: 7
Coding region: 1697-2380 (227 amino acids)
Biological process (GO): spermatogenesis
Source: RefSeq, a predicted model, not a curated record
AUACAAAUAUCAUUGCUUCGUUCUAAUUGGUAUGCUAGUGUUUAAAUUGAAAUUGCAAGAGAAAUCGAAAAAAUACCAGCAUGUGCGUUCAAUAAUGUCCUCAUUAUGAAAGGCUUUCACAUCACUCUGCGUGACAUGACGGAUGAUAUUGACGCUGGCGUCACCAUAGCAACCACCAGGGGUCAGUAUCAGCGCAAACAAGGAUAAACAUCAAGGGUGCGUUCAUAAAUUCACUUUGGCUAGUUAGGGUCUGGUUGUAAAUUCAAUCUGGAGUGCCAGUGGGCGCUCAGACUGCGUUCUGGGCGUUCAUAAAUUUGUUUCGCUCUCGGAGUGUCCAGAGCUCACGCUGGACGCUUUGGCUAGCUUGGGUGCUUGACUACUAACAGGCUAAAGUUGGCUAGAUUGCUAGCUACUUCCAGACACAUGAAAGAACACCUCACUCGCCAUAGCAGAGCAAAUUACGUUUUUUAGAUGUCAUCUCGAGCGUUUGUGACUAACUGCUACUGGCAACAAUUUCAUAGUUUUUUUUGCCAACGUCUACCAACCGGUAAUAUUCAAUGGGUGUUGCGCGUUCGUAAAUUCAUCAGUUAUUCAGUGCGCUGGCACAAACGAGAGUGCUCUGAAAUUGGAGUAGAUAGCCAGAGUGCAUUUACAAACGCACCCCUACUCAGAUUUCAGCGCACUCUAGUCUGAGUGUAUCAGAGCGCAGAAUAACUAGCAAAAAAGUUCUUAAAUUGUUGCCAGCAGCAGUUACAGUCACCAACUCUCUAGAUGACAUGAGCCUAGCCUGCUCUGCUUGGGCGAGUAAAAUGGUCAGAGUGAGGUGUUCUCUCAUUUAUGUCUGGAAGUAGCUAGCAAGCUAGCCAACUUUAGCCAGUUCGCUUGGGUGCUCGACUGCCGUUGUGAGGUCAGAACGCUCGGAUCAACCCUACUCCUCCGCCAGAGUGUCAACUGUGCGCUCUGAAUUUACGAAUGGACAAUCUGACAUUUCUCGAAAUUUACGAACGCGCACUCUGGCACUCCAGAGCGAUUUUACGAAUACACCCCAAGUUGAUCGCGUGGCAGCGGCAGGUAGGCGACGUGAUAAAAUAACGUGAUGUGUGCAAAUAUUUUAGGCUGCUAAUCGUGGAUAUUGCGUUUACUUUAUAAAAACGUAUCUGAUUAAUACUGUGUACUCAUGAACUGACUCACUAGCCUAUAGUAUCAUUGUUCAAGGUGAAUUAUUCCUACUGUAGUAGUAAAUAAAGUCGUUAUAGCAACUUGGCAUCCAGUGCAUAGUUGACAGCAUAUUUGAGAGAAAGUUGAAAAUAUUUUCUUACUAGUGGUCAUGACAGCUCUUAUGUCAUGUUUAUGCCAUUGUUAGCCUAUUUACAUGUCAUAAUGAGGUGUUAUUGUUAUCCCUUUGACUUUGUACUUGUCUCCCAUUGAAGAAAAUGUGCUGUGUUCAGAGACAUUUAAAGGAAAAUACAAUCAACCAGUGGAGGCUGCUGAGGGGAGCACGGCACAUCAUAAUGUCUGGAAAGGAGCUAAUGGAAUGGCAUCUAACACAUGGAACCCAUAUUUGAUGUAUUUGAUACCAUUCCACCUAUGCCGCUCCAGCCAUUACCACGAGCCCGUCAUCCCCAAUUAAGGUGCCAUCAACCUCCUGUGCAAUAAACAGCCAUCUUUUUGUUAAGGUUCAGCAGCUCAAGUAUCCAUGACUUCCCGGAUGGUGCAACUCGCUCAGCCCAAACCCAACCUGCUCCGAUUCCCUGACCGACGGUCAGUCUACUGGCUAGAUGAACUCCCACCUGAAAGAAAUGGCUCCACCACCACGUUUGAGUUGACGCCCCACUGGUCCCAGCUGUGUGGUAGGAAGCAGCUUCAUUCUGGGUUCGAACAGAGCAGAUCAUCUCCCCAAUGGGAGGUCAGUGUAGCAGCUCUGAGUGCCUAUCCAUCCAAUAGAGUGUGUUCUCUGGCUUUGCCCCGCCUCCCCACCGCAGGCUGGGAAUAUGACCGCCCCCUACUGGCCUCCCUGAGCACAGCGGUGCAGACUGCAGUAGCCAGUCCUAGGGUCUGCCAGUUGGCCUGUCCCAAGCGGAGGCAGGGUCUCUAUUCGCCCCAUUCAUCCAAGACCUCACUGGCACCCCCCCACCCAGCUGCAACCUCCUCCCGACUACAGCUCCUUGCCAUCCCUAAGUCUGUCCACCCCCAGUAUGCCCAGGACCGUCCAGUCAUCUGGCCAGUGCCUGGGCCAGUGAGGAAGGCAGUAGCCAGUGAGAGGGUGCAGGUCCUCUCACAGCCCAACCAGCGGAAGGCGCUGUUCCAAGGCUACAACCCGUACACGGUUACGCUAGCUGCACGCUCCGCUAGCGCCUCGCCGCGCCUACAGAGGACCUGAGCCCUAGGACCAUGCCUCAGGACUACCUGGCAUGAUGACUCCUUGCUGUCCCCAGUCCACCUGGUAGUGCUGCUGCUCCAGUUUCAACUGUUCUGCCUGCGGCUAUGGAACCCUGACCUGUUCACCGGACGUGCUACCUUGUCCCAAAUCUGCUGUUUUCAACUCUCUCUCUACCGCACCUGCUGUCUCUAACUCUGAAUGAUCGGCUAUGAAAAGCCAACUGACAUUUACUCCUGAGGUGCUGACCUGUUUCACCCUCUACAACCACUGUGAUUAGUAUUAUUUGACCCUGCUGGUCAUCUAUGAACGUUUGAGCAUCUUGCCAAGGUACUGUUAUAAUCUCUACCCGGCACAGCCAGAAGAGGACUGGCCACCCCUCAGAUCCUGGUUCCUCUCUAGGUUUCUUCCUAGGUUCCUUCCUUUUUAGGGAGUUUUUCCUAGCCACCGUGCUUCUGCAUUGCUUGCUGUUUGGGAUUUUAGGCUGGGUUUCUGUACAGCACUUUGUGACAUCGGCUAAUGUAAAAAGGGCUUUAUAAAUAAAUGUGAUUGAUUGAUUUA